Molecule: messenger RNA, 2120 nt
Organism: Esox lucius (northern pike)
Lineage: Eukaryota; Metazoa; Chordata; Actinopteri; Esociformes; Esocidae
Gene: gpr39
Product: G protein-coupled receptor 39
Exons: 2
Coding region: 564-1652 (362 amino acids)
Biological process (GO): G protein-coupled receptor signaling pathway
Cellular component (GO): membrane
Molecular function (GO): G protein-coupled receptor activity
Source: RefSeq, a predicted model, not a curated record
CCGAACAAGCUCUCGUGCUGUCUCUUUUCUGCUCUGAAGUUUAAUGUUUAACUGGUUGGAGGGAGGAGACAAGAAGAAAUCAGUGUAUGCUCUCAGGGAAAAACUAAGAGCAUGGCCUACGCAACUGAAUAAAUCCACUUUCUGGAUCAAGAAUCCUAUGGAUGACCGAUGGAACAAAACACAGACCUCAGGACAGGAGUGUGUAGUCCUGCCUCUUUGACGGUUACACAAAUGUGUGUGCAUCGGAUAAGCUGAAAUAAGAAGGAAUGUGUCUGGUAUGGCUAAUGGGAUCCUAAUCUAAUGUGAUAGAAAACAAAUGGUUUAUCUGGACAAACAAAAGGUCGACGGUGGGACAUUUCUUGUGUUACAUCAACUGGGUUCAUCUACUUUCAGAAUCAAUCACAGUUUUGGAUGUGGAAUUCAGACAUAUUAUUGUAUCUGGGAAAAAGAAAUCUCUCCCUGGUGGUUUUAGAUUUCCUCUUGGUUCUAUUACCCUGCUGAACUGAUAAGCUUGGGAAUAAAAAUCAAUAUCUGGAAAUUGAAACUAACACACAUCAGUUACCAUGAAUGAUGCCGCUGUUGUCGAUGAGAAAGACUGGAACGAACUGGAGCCCACCCUUGCUAUUAAAGUGACUCUCACUGUCUUCUACAGCAUAAUCCUGCUCACCGGCAUUGUGGGUAAUGGAAUCACCAUCCGGGUGACGCAGGUUCUGCAGCGGAAUGGCUACCUGCAGAAGAAUGUGACGGACCACAUGGUGAGCCUAGCAUGCUCUGACCUUUUGGUCCUCCUCAUUGGCAUGCCCGUGGAGCUCUACAGCGCCACAUGGUUCCCCUUCACCUCCGCCUCAGGCGACGCUUCCUGCAAGAUCUACAACUUUCUGUUUGAGGCCUGCAGUUAUGCCACCAUCUUGAACGUGGCCACGCUGAGCUUCGAACGCUACAUGGCCAUUUGCCACCCAUUCCGCUUCAAGGCCCUGGGUAAAGAGCAUACAGCGGGCCUCAUCACCCUCGCCUGGGUUACUUCCGUGAUUAUAGCCCUCCCGCUGCUGUUCGCCACGGGAAUGGAGGGCCACGUCCCAGAGCGGGCCAGUGGGCCAGUCCAGAACCUAACAUUUUGCACCAACCUGAAGGAGCGAUGGACAAUGUACAGGGUCAGCAUCUUCUUGGCGUUCAUUUUGUACAUGGUGGUGCUGGUUGGCGUGGGGAUUAUGUGCUGGGCCAUGAUCCUUGUCCUUAAGCAAACCAUGGGGGCAGCAGAAGGGGCGAACAACACCGAGGGUACGCCAAGACACGAGAGUCCCAAGGUGAAAGCCGCCAAGAAACAGACCAUUAUUUUUCUAGGUUUAAUUGUGGGAUCACUCACAGUAUUCUGGAUGCCCAACCAAGUGCAUCGCCUGAUGACCGCCCUCGUACCAAAGUCCAACUGGACCACUGGCUACUUCCGCAGCUAUGUGGUGCUGGACCCUGUGGCGGACGCCUUCUUCUACCUCAGUGCUGUGCUCAACCCUUUUCUGUACAACCUCUCCUCCCAACAGUUUCGACAGGUCUUUGUCCAAGUGCUGCACUGCCACCUCACCAUUGAACACGUCAACAAACAAAUAUCGAAGAGCUCCGACCUUAAAAAAAAAGAUUGCUGUCAGAGUACAGUAUAACUGUAGCAUUCUGCAAAUAUAGGGUCUAAAACACUUUUACUGCAUAGAUGCAGUUUUUCUAGAACUGACAGUCAUUUGCUUUUGUUUGCUAUUCCUGGAUGGAAGACUGGACUGAGAGAGCUGUUAGGAAUAUUCUGCGAGCAUACGUGUUCAACAGAAUGCUAGGGAUCACUUUGAAAUCACUUUGUACAGGCUCAGAUACAGCCCUAUAAACUAUAGGUUUAUAAACACCUAACUAGUUGGUUUCGUCUGACCUGGAAAAGGCAUAAACUAUGCAGAAAGGAACUUCAGACCCAGGUAAUCCCGGGCAAAAACAGCUUCCAACAACUCCAGAACCAAGUCAUGCUAAAGCACCCAGCCAAUGGUCCAAGUAUAGCAAUUCUGAUUUGCUCACAAGAAACGGGGGCAGGGUGUUUUAAAUAAGUCUGGAUGAGAGCUUUGAUCGGCCAUAAAGAUUGAUUAAAUCCU